Molecule: messenger RNA, 2698 nt
Organism: Falco peregrinus (peregrine falcon)
Lineage: Eukaryota; Metazoa; Chordata; Aves; Falconiformes; Falconidae
Gene: PRODH
Product: proline dehydrogenase 1
Exons: 14
Coding region: 363-1841 (492 amino acids)
Cellular component (GO): mitochondrion
Molecular function (GO): FAD binding; proline dehydrogenase activity
Source: RefSeq, a predicted model, not a curated record
CGUGCCCAUGGCUCCACCGAGCGCUGCUCGGGCGCUCUGCGCCGUCAUCCGCCUGGGUGUCCCCCGCCGGCCCCGCUCCGCGCCCGCCGCCGCACCCCGCGGAGCCGCCCCGGCGCCGGCUGCGGGUAGGGGGGCCCGGCCGGUGUCGCCCACCCCCCCUCCGCGGGGUGCGGAGCGGGGGGCCGCCGCCCGCUGUGGAUUUCGGGGACCCCCGGGAGGCGUUCCGCAGCAAGAGCAGCGCCGAGCUGCUGCGGGGGCUGCUGGUGCUGGGGCUGUGCGCUGUGGGGCCGCUGGUGGAGCACAACCGCGAGCUGCUGCAGCUGUGCCAGCGGGUGCUGGGGCAGGCGCUGUUCGAGCGGCUGAUGAAGAUGACCUUCUACGGGCAGUUCGUGGCCGGGGAAGACCAGGAGGCCAUCAAGCCGCUCAUCCGGCGGAACCAGGCCUUCGGCGUGGGCGCCGUGCUGGACUACAGCGUGGAGGAGGACCUGAGCGCCGAGGAGGCCGAGCGCAAGGACCUGGCCUCCUGCACCUCUGCAGCCGAGAAGGAAAUGGGAGGAGCAGGACAAAGGGAGAAACAAUACCAAGUCCAACAAGGAUUUGGGGAUCGCCGCGGUGGGGUCAUCAGCGCUCGCACGUACUUCUAUGCUGAUGAGGCCAAGUGUGACCAGCACAUGGAGACUUUCCUCCGCUGCAUCGAUGCCUCAAGUGGCAGCUCAGAGGACGGCUUCUCGGCCAUCAAGCUGACGGCACUGGGCCGGCCUCAGUUCCUGCUGCAAUUCUCGGAGGUGCUAGUGAAGUGGCGGAGAUUCUUCCACCAAAUGGCUGCGGAGCAGGGCCAGGCUGGGCGGGCAGCGCUGGAGAUGAAGCUGGAGGCGGAGAAGCUGCAGGAAGCCCUGGCCAACCUCGGCAUCGCGACCAAGGCGGAGAGCCAGCACUGGUUCACAGGCGAGAACCUGGGCAUGAGCGGCACUGUGGACCUGCUGGACUGGAACAGCCUGAUCGACAGCCGCACCAAGCUCUCCAAGCUGCUGCUUAUCCCCAACAUGCAGACAGGGCAGCUUGAGCCUCUGCUCUCACGCUUCACUGAGGAGGAGGAUCUGCAGAUGAAGCGGAUGCUGCAGCGGAUGGAUGUCCUGGCCAAGAGAGCCGUGGAGAAGGGUGUGAGGCUGAUGGUGGAUGCAGAGCAGAGCUACUUCCAGCCAGCCAUCAGCCGCCUCACCCUGGAGAUGCAGCGCCGCUUCAACAGGGAUCGAGCGAUUAUCUUCAACACCUACCAGUGCUACCUGAAGGAGGCUUAUGACAAUGUGACAGUGGAUGUGGAGCUGUCACGCAGGGAGGGCUGGCACUUCGGCACCAAGCUGGUCCGUGGUGCCUACAUGGAACAGGAGCGGGAGAGGGCGGCCCAGAUUGGCUAUGAGGAUCCCAUCAACCCCACCUAUGAGAAGACUAAUGAGAUGUACCACAGGUGCCUGGAUUAUAUCUUGGAGGAGAUCAAGCACAGCCGGAAAGCCAAUGUGAUGGUGGCAUCUCACAACGAGGACACAGUGAAGUUCACCCUGCGCAGGAUGAUGGAGCUUGGGAUCCAUCCCUCAGAGAAGAAGGUGUAUUUUGGGCAGCUGCUGGGCAUGUGUGACCAGAUUACCUUUCCCCUGGGUCAAGCUGGUUUCCCUGUCUACAAAUAUGUGCCCUACGGACCGGUGAAUGAGGUGCUGCCCUACCUGUCCCGGAGAGCCCAGGAGAACAGGGGGUUUAUGCAGCGGGCGAACCGGGAGCGGGACCUUCUCUGGAGGGAGGUCAAGAGGCGGCUUCUCGCAGGCAGCCUCUUCAGCCCCAGCCACUAACCUCACCCUGGCACCCAGCCCAGGGGCUCCUGUGCCUUCAUCUAUAACCACUACUGCCCUUCCCCAUCCUAAUUCUGCUGCAGUCCCCCCCCCCAGCCCCCCUUGUCCUGGGAGGGGAUGUGUCCUUAUCGCUGUUUGAACCACAUACACCUUCUGGAGGUCACUGCUGUAGGGUUGCCCCAGCUGGCACUGCCCCAGGGGAUGUCCCUCUGCUGUGCCAGGGGCUCCUGGGCUGUCUCAGGGGAGAUGCUGGGGCUCCUCUGCCAGACCUCCUGCCUCUGUGAGCACUGUCCCGGGGUUUUCCCCUUGCAGGAUUGCACAAGGGGCUUUGGCCACCCGCUCCGUGCCACAGGCUCAGGUCUGGGGCAGGCUGGGUGGCUCGGGAGCAAGCUGGCCUCUGCCAGAAGCGCCUCCGGCCUCUGCCACAGCUGGGGCUUAGUCUCUUUCAGCUCUGUGGAGACAGAUGCCAAAGCAGAGCCUACCGUGGGUUGCUGGGCAGGGGCAGGGCGAGUCCCUGCUGCCUGUCCCAGGGCAGAUGCUACCUGGCUGCUCAGCAGCUUUGCACAGAUCAGAGCUGGGUGUCCCCACAUCCCACCAGGCUAAGCAGAGCCGAAGCCCCGUGGGGUUGCCCAUCCUCAGGCAUGCCUCCAGCAGGGCAGGAGGGGUGAGGGGAGCUGGCUGGUCCCAUCCCCGCACUGUUCCUGCCCUGCCCACAGUCCCAGCUCCAAGGAUGGGCCAGGUCUGUGCUGCAGGCGGGGGCAGUGAUGGCGUGGGAGCACCAGGAGCCAGACCACAGCUUGGCUCUACUAUACACUGGAUUUGCAGAGUGAUGAUGAUUAAAUCAUAACUGUUCUUGC